Molecule: messenger RNA, 1820 nt
Organism: Schistocerca cancellata (South American locust)
Lineage: Eukaryota; Metazoa; Arthropoda; Insecta; Orthoptera; Acrididae
Product: tubulin beta-1 chain
Exons: 5
Coding region: 102-1445 (447 amino acids)
Biological process (GO): mitotic cell cycle; microtubule cytoskeleton organization
Cellular component (GO): microtubule; cytoplasm
Molecular function (GO): GTP binding; structural constituent of cytoskeleton; GTPase activity
Source: RefSeq, a predicted model, not a curated record
CCCGGGCGGGAGCGUCCCUCAGCCACUCGAGUAGCGACGCGAGGAGGGAGAGCUAUACUGCUUCGAUUCGUGCGUGAGACGGAACCACAAGACACACAAAAAUGAGGGAGAUAGUACACAUCCAGGCGGGCCAGUGCGGAAACCAGAUCGGCGCCAAGUUCUGGGAAAUCAUAUCCGACGAGCACGGCAUCGACCCGACAGGCGCCUACCAUGGUGACUCCGACCUGCAGCUUGAGCGCAUCAAUGUGUACUACAAUGAGGCGUCGGGCGGCAAGUACGUGCCACGUGCCAUCCUGGUGGACCUGGAGCCGGGCACCAUGGACUCUGUGCGCUCCGGACCCUUCGGCCAAAUCUUCAGGCCAGACAACUUCGUGUUCGGCCAGAGCGGCGCUGGCAACAACUGGGCCAAGGGCCACUACACGGAGGGCGCAGAGCUUGUCGACUCAGUGCUCGAUGUUGUGCGCAAGGAGGCCGAGAGCUGUGACUGUCUCCAGGGAUUCCAGCUGACGCACUCACUGGGUGGUGGCACCGGCUCCGGAAUGGGAACGCUGCUCAUCUCAAAGAUCCGUGAAGAGUACCCAGACCGCAUCAUGAACACCUACUCGGUGGUGCCCUCGCCCAAAGUAUCUGACACAGUCGUCGAGCCCUACAAUGCGACGCUCUCCGUGCACCAACUGGUUGAGAACACUGACGAGACCUACUGCAUUGACAAUGAGGCCCUGUAUGACAUUUGCUUCCGUACACUGAAGUUGACCACGCCCACAUACGGUGAUCUCAACCACCUCGUCUCGCUCACCAUGUCCGGAGUCACCACAUGCCUCAGGUUCCCAGGUCAGCUGAAUGCGGACUUGCGCAAACUGGCAGUGAACAUGGUACCUUUCCCACGGCUGCACUUCUUCAUGCCAGGCUUCGCACCACUGACGUCACGCGGCUCACAGCAGUAUCGUGCACUCACCGUGCCAGAGCUCACACAGCAGAUGUUUGAUGCUAAGAACAUGAUGGCUGCCUGUGAUCCCAGGCAUGGCCGCUACCUCACCGUUGCUGCCGUAUUCCGUGGCCGCAUGUCCAUGAAGGAAGUCGAUGAGCAGAUGCUGAACAUUCAGAACAAGAACAGCAGCUACUUUGUUGAGUGGAUACCCAACAAUGUGAAGACAGCUGUCUGUGACAUCCCACCCCGUGGACUCAAGAUGUCUGCCACCUUCAUCGGCAACUCCACCGCCAUCCAGGAGUUGUUCAAGCGAAUCUCUGAGCAGUUCACCGCCAUGUUCCGCAGGAAGGCUUUCCUUCAUUGGUACACUGGAGAGGGUAUGGAUGAAAUGGAGUUCACUGAGGCAGAGUCCAACAUGAAUGACCUGGUCAGUGAAUACCAGCAGUACCAAGAGGCCACAGCUGAUGAAGAUGCUGAGUUUGAUGAGGAGCAAGAAGCAGAGGUUGAUGAAAACUAAGCUCAACCCUCAACCCACAACCCACAAGACACAAGGAGGCAAAUUGCAGUGAACAGUCAUUCCCGGGGAAGGCGAAUUGUGCCACAGGCGGCUUUACUGCAAAGACUGCAUCUCUCCUACAAAAACAGUGCCGCCGUGAUAGUACUGCCACUUCACUAUACUGGUUAUUUAAAAACUUCGUACGAUGUUUUACUGGCAUUUCUCCUGGAUUCUUCCCAGAAGAAGUAAUUGUGAAGCUUUUUAAAUCAUAGUUUAUACAUUUAUUUGUAAUAUAUAAGUACAUGGUAGAAACUGGCAUGUUUCAAGUUUACAAAAUCUGAACACUGAUUUUUUUAUUUUCUAUUUUUUCAAUUAAACUCAGUAUUUAGCAAUUCA